CUCCAAACCCAAUUGCAGUUGCACCUCUUAAACCCUAGCCACUUCCAAAGAAACCUCACCCCUAAAACCCUAGCCUCCUGCCAUGGCCAUCGACCCCAAAAGUGUGGAAUCAGACAGGGUUUUGAUCCUCGACUACGGUUCCCAGUAUACCCAUCUCAUCACUCGCCGUAUCCGAUUUCUUGAUGUUUUUUCCCUAUGCCUUUCCGGAACCAGCUCUCUCAAGACCAUUGCUGACUACAAGCCUCGAGUCGUCAUCCUAUCCGGCGGUCCUCAUUCCGUACACACUCCUGGCUCCCCGAGCUUCCCUGACGGCUUCAUUGAAUGGGCCGAGUCCAAUGGCGUGUUCGUGCUCGGAAUCUGCUAUGGUCUCCAGUUAAUAGUUCAGAAACUGGGUGGGAUAGUCAGGGUUGGGGAGAAACAAGAGUAUGGGAGGAUGGAAAUUGAGGUGACCAAGGCUUCGGGGCUUUAUGGCUCGAAGAAUUGCGGCGAUUCUCAGACUGUUUGGAUGAGCCAUGGCGAUGAGGCCGCCAAGCUGCCUGAAGGGUUUGAGGUGGUGGCCCGGAGCAAGCAGGGGGUCGUGGCCGCUAUUCAGAAUCAGUUGAGAAGAUUUUAUGGCCUUCAGUAUCAUCCGGAGGUCACGCAUUCACCAGAAGGAAUGGAAACACUUCGUUACUUUCUCUUCGAUGUUUGUGGAGUCAAGGCUGGCUGGAAAAUGGAAAAUGUGUUGGAUGAAGAGAUCAAAGUGAUUAAUCAGACAGUGGCACCUGAUGAGCAUGUAAUAUGUGCCUUAUCUGGUGGUGUCGAUUCGACAGUUGCUGCCACUCUUGUUCACAAGGCAAUUGGAGAUAGACUUCAUUGUAUCUUUGUUGAUAAUGGUUUGUUGAGGUAUAAGGAAAGGGAACGUGUAAUGGAAACCUUUGAAAGGGAUCUUCAUUUACCUGUUACUUGUGUAAAUGCAACGGAACAAUUUCUUAGAGAACUAAAAGGUGUGGAUGAUCCAGAGAAGAAAAGAAAAAUAAUUGGGAAGGAAUUUAUAUGUAUCUUUGAUGAUUUUGCCCAGGAGUUAGAGCAGAAAUUAGGGAAAAGACCUGCCUACUUGGUUCAAGGAACCUUAUACCCUGAUGUGAUUGAAUCUUGUCCACCACCUGGAUCUGGCAGAAGUCACUCUCACACAAUCAAGAGUCAUCACAAUGUUGGGGGACUUCCGAAGGACAUGAAAUUGAAGCUAAUUGAACCACUCAAGCUUCUGUUCAAGGAUGAGGUUCGCCGGUUAGGAAAGAUAUUGAAUGUUCCAGAAGGAUUUCUGAAGCGUCACCCAUUUCCUGGACCUGGUCUUGCCGUACGUGUCAUUGGGGAUGUCACGCUGGAGAAUUACCUAGAUACACUCCGCCUGGUUGAUGAGAUUUUCAUCCAGUCAAUCAAGGAUGCCGGGCUUUAUGAUGUCAUCUGGCAAGCUUUCGCUGUGUUUUUACCUGUAAGAACUGUUGGUGUUCAAGGUGACCAAAGAACACACGGUCAUGCAGUUGCCCUUAGAGCUGUUACAAGUGAAGACGGAAUGACAGCAGACUGGUACCCUUUUGACGGUAAAUUUUUGGCCGAAGUGUCACAAAAGAUCUGCAACAGUGUUCGAGGCAUAAACCGAGUCAGUUACGACAUUACAUCUAAGCCUCCAUCAACAAUUGAGUGGGAAUGAGGCAGUGAAGAUGUUAUUUUUCAUCAUAUUGGAAGAAUAACAAACAUUAAUUUUGUAUACAAGCUCAAGGUUGCAGUCAUUCAAAUUCACUUAGUGAUAUUCUUUAAAUGGGGUAUUGUGGCAAACUUGGUUCUCAUAUUUAUGAUGAGUUUCCCAUAAUUUUACUGUCUUCUUCACAAA
This is a messenger RNA of Cannabis sativa, 1873 nucleotides long. RefSeq lists its product as uncharacterized. Gene Ontology annotation, biological process: GMP biosynthetic process. Bases 83 to 1693 code for a protein of 536 amino acids. The record is from RefSeq and is a predicted model, not a curated record. The transcript has 6 exons. Gene Ontology annotation, cellular component: cytosol. Gene Ontology annotation, molecular function: GMP synthase activity; ATP binding; GMP synthase (glutamine-hydrolyzing) activity. NCBI's taxonomy places the organism in Eukaryota, Viridiplantae, Streptophyta, Magnoliopsida, Rosales, Cannabaceae.